GAGGGGAUUGGAACAUUUGAAUCACAUGAUUGGGAGGGGAUUGGAACAUCUGAAUCACAUGAUUGGGAGGGGAUUGGAACAUCUGAAUCACAUGAUAUGGAGGGGAUUGGAACACCUGAAUCACAUGAUAUGGAGGGGAUUGGAACACCUGAAUCACAUGAUUGGGAGGGGGAUUGGAACACCUGAAUCACAUGAUGUGGAGGGGAUUGGAACACCUGAAUCACAUGAUUGGGAGGGGAUUGGAACACCGAAUCACAUGAUUGGGGGGGAUUGGAACACCUGAAUCACAUGAUAUGGAGGGGAUUGGAACACCUGAAUCACAUGAUUGGGAGGGGAUUGGAACACCUGAAUCACAUGAUUGGGAGGGGAUUGGAACACCUGAAUCACAUGAUUUGGGGGGGAUUGGAACACCUGAAUCACAUGAUUGGGAGGG
This is a messenger RNA of Staurois parvus, 433 nucleotides long. Lineage: Eukaryota; Metazoa; Chordata; Amphibia; Anura; Ranidae. The record is from the annotation of a GenBank genome assembly.